UUUUAUGACUCACUCGGCUCAUGGCUACUUGAGUGCAGUCGGGAGGAGCAGAGAGGAGACUGCGAAGAGUGCACUGGAGACAAUCGGGAUGCCCCUCUUCAACGCCGCAGUGUCUUCUGUUCUAGGUGUAUGUUUGCUGGCGGCAGCUGAGACAUAUGCGAUGCAGUCUUUCUUCUUGACCAUGACUAUUCUGAUGGUGUUGAGUUUCUUCUACGGGGUGGUGGCUCUCCCUGUUAUCUUCUCCAUCCUCGGAUCCAGAUGGGACCCCAUCAACUGGGCCUCCGAAGAUCGGACAUUCUCAUGGAGGACAAUUUUCAAGACUCAGCUCUACCCUGCGAAGAGAUUUUCACACGACAACAAACAGAAUGCAGUGUUGUUCGGACGCACUUCUUCUUCGUACGCUACGACACGCGACCACGUUAGUUCCGGAAAGAGUACCGAAACCUCCGAAAACCAGCGGAACUCCACGCCAACUGGAUCCAAGAAAAGCAAAAUUGCAAGUGGAAAUAGUCAGCAGACAUCUUCGGGACAGAAAAAUUCACAACAAAGAAGUGUGAAACAGAGUGAAAACACUGAAAUUAUUGUGAAAAGUCCAGAAUAAACUACUCCCUUAUUAGUUGAAAAAUAGUUGAAAAAUCUCUCAUA
Molecule: messenger RNA, 645 nt
Organism: Symsagittifera roscoffensis
Lineage: Eukaryota; Metazoa; Xenacoelomorpha; Acoela; Convolutidae
Exons: 3
Coding region: 5-601 (198 amino acids)
Cellular component (GO): membrane
Source: RefSeq, a predicted model, not a curated record